Molecule: messenger RNA, 8108 nt
Organism: Nerophis ophidion (straightnose pipefish)
Lineage: Eukaryota; Metazoa; Chordata; Actinopteri; Syngnathiformes; Syngnathidae
Exons: 5
Coding region: 549-2501 (650 amino acids)
Molecular function (GO): protein binding
Source: RefSeq, a predicted model, not a curated record
GAUGAAAUUAUUAAUAUUUUAACAGCAGUGGACACAAAGCCAAGCGAUUGUCACCAGCUAAAGGUCAUCCAAUCAGGCGAGCGGAUACUAAGCAGUAAGCACUGCGGUGAUCCGGUUGGGACAUGACAAGUGCGGCCGCUUGGACCUCAACUCAACACAAGAUGGUGUUUUAGGCAUGCGGCGCCAUUAAAAAAUCCUAACUAUUUCACCAUUGAGCCUCACCUACCGGAGGAGGGACAUAAAAGCCAAAGGCGGCAUGAACAGGAGCAGAAUGCUAAUGUUUGCUAUGUCCGCUGCUGAUGUUGUGUAUGGGGCUGGAUGAGCAGCGUGUCGUCUGGAUGUGUCUUCACCGCAGGCCGGACGAGUCUGUCGGCUGAGCCCGGAGCGACUAAACACGCCGGUGGGGACCGCGAAGACCAAGCGGUGUUGUGAAAAACCAACAAAAAAAGUAUUCGGCUACAAAGCAGCCCUCUCUCCUACCUGCCUCACAUUUCUGUACAAGUGAGACACAACCGGCCUUCAAAGUGGAAACAAGACGAAGAGCAAAGAUGAAUGCUGUGCGCGGGGGCAAAAUCACCUGGCGCCCCCAGCCAUGGCAGGACGGGGACAGAGGAGGAGACCCUCUGUCGGACAGCGACUCAGAAGAAGAAGACUUUCCUGAUGACAGCACCACUCCUUUGGGAGACUACAUCACUCUUGGUUUGAAGCAGCUCCUGGAUGCUCAGCAGCUGUGCGACGUGACUCUACUUGUUGAGGGAAAGAAGUUCAUGUGUCACAGGGUGCUCCUAGCAGCGGUGAGUCCAUACUUUCGGGCCAUGUUCACCAGUCCUCUCGUGGAGUCUCGCCUCACCGAGAUCCGACUGGAAGAAGUGACGCCGUCUAUCAUGGAGACCGUCAUCCAGUUUGUGUACACCGGAGAGGCAGGGCUUUCUCUGGACACUGCUGAGGAUCUAUUUGUGGCCGCCAAUCGCCUUCAGGUCAUGCCCCUGCAGGACCUGUGCUCCAGGUUUCUGUUUGAGCACCUCUCAGUGGACAACUGUCUGGGUAUGUACUCUCUAGCCCGCUCUCACCACGACCAGCUGCUUCUCCGUGCCUCCCUCAGGCUGGUGGCCCAGCACUUCCCUCGUGUGUCCCGCCAUAAGGACUUCCUCCUGCUCGAUCACGGCACCUUAGGCAGCCUCCUGAGCUCCGACCGCUUGGGCGUGGACUCUGAGGCGCAGGUGUACGACGCCGCACGCCGAUGGGCUGAGCACAAGCCCUUGGAUCGCUACGUCCACAUGCCGACGCUGCUUCACCACCUGCGUCCGGGCCUGCUGUCCAAGGACGAGAGUCGGCGACUCAGCAAGGAGUUGGGCCCCGCGGCGGCCGGCGAGGGUCUUGGGGGCCCUCUGCGUCCAAGGGAGGGGAUGUUCGAGAAGAAAAUAGUGUGCAUGGACCUGACGCCAAGAGACGAUGAGAAUUUAGUUGCACAAGAUUACACUGUGGACUGCUUUGAUCCUCGGACAGGGAAGUGGGAUAAGCUCGCGGCUUUGGACUCACUGGCAAGUCCUGGCUGCGCGGCUGUAGGCAACAGACUGUUUGUCGCUGGAGGCAUUCUGGGGACGGGCUCCGUGUCGGCUGCUGUCCAUGAGUACGAUGCCGUGUUGAACCGCUGGAUAGAGCAUCCUUCAAUGGGCCAACCUCGCUGUAUGUUGGGCCUACUGGGCUGUGGAGAGUUGCUCUUUGCUUUGGGCGGAAGCAAUCGCUCAGCACUUCUGGACUCCAGCGAGAUGCUGGAGCUGGCGACUCUUAAAUGGGCACCUGGUCCUCGGUUACCAGUCCCUCUGCGGGCUUUUGCCUGCGCAGCCCUGAGGAGACGACUCUACCUUUUAGGUGGGACCACGCUCGAACAAAACCGCGCCGUGGUCCACUCGGGUGUUCUUAUAUAUCACACCCUGACAGACUGCUGGACUCGUGUGGCUCUGGACUCGGGCGCUACAUGCCUCGCCGGUGGUGUGGCGGUGCGUGGAGGAAUCUGUGCUAUCGGGGGCUACAUGAGGGACACCAGCAAGUUCCUGGAUGGAAACUACACCAAUUUGGAUGCUUUAGACGCUACCGGUCGCGUGCUGUUUUUCCGGGAGGGAAGGGCGUUCGGCGUGGAGCGGGAGGUGACCCACGGAGGAGUGGCGGUUUCUGCAGAACAGCGGGGCGGAGCAGGCGGGGGCAGCGACAGAGCUCCUAGCCCCGUGGUUUUCCCAGGGCUGCCGCGGCGGAUCGCGGCCGGCGGUGUGGCCCGGUGGAGACGGAGGAUUUACGUUCUGGGGGGGGAAAACGGCUCCCGGUUCUACGACAGCGUGUACUGUUGGAAACCCGGCUGGCGCAGCUGGGUGCAGAGACGCGAGAAGCUCCCCGGAGACACGGGCGGGGUCAGCCGCUUUGGAUGCACCACGCUAAAGUUCCCGAAGAAACACAUCCUGUACAGACUGAGAAGAGCCAAAGAAAGCCGCGUUGUGGACAAGUAACAAGUUGAGCACCCGAGAUGCGCUCAGGGGUGUCAACGUUACAUGCGAGAUGGAUUCAAAUGGGUCCAGAUCGAACGUCUCGAUUAGGUUUUUACCCGAACUGAAUGUCCUCUCAUCAUGAAGCCAUUGGAUAGAAGCUUUUAGAGGUGACAGAAAGCUUCAACCUGCUGGAUAAUUAUGUUGCAAGAAAAUGUACUUGAAUUCGCCUUUUGGAAACUUGAAUAGCCCGUUGCAAAGUAGUACUGUGUACUAUUACAUGUAGUACAAGUAUGAAUUCAAAUUUUAGCUUUUUUCCCUCUUAUUUAUAAUGUUCAUCUUACAACAAGGGCUUCAAAGUAUUAAUGGAGUUAAUUCCCGACUGUCCCCACCGUUUAUAGUCCCAACACUUUAGUGUGGCUGGAGUGAAUGAUGUGAAGUAUUUCCUUUUCAAUGUCAUUUGUUAAUGAUUUGUUUUUUUCUGAGAGGCUAAACUUAAAUAAAAAUAAAAAAAAUGAACGGCAUCUCGGUGUGACGAUGUUAUCGCUCAUAAAUAAGCAGUUAGCCCCAAAAUACAUAGUUAUUUGGUUCAAAACCCAGUGGUUCUCAAACUUUCACCAAGUACUCUGUUCCACCAUAAUGACCGACAUUAAAAUACAGUAGCAUAGUAGGCUUAAGUCAUACUUGCCAACCUUGAGACUUCCGAUUUCGGGUGGUCGGGGUUGGGGCGUGGUUGGGGCGGAGGGCAUGGUUAAGAGGAGUAUAUUUACAGCAAAUAUUUGUAUAAUGGCUGUAAUUAAUAUAUAUAUAUAUAUAUAUUAAUAUAUAUGUAUAUAUUUAUAUAUAAUUAAUAUAUAUUUAUAUAAUUAAUAUAUAUAUAUGUAUGAAAUACUUAACUUUCAAUUAAUUCUAGCUAUAUAUAUUUCAUUACAUAUAUAAAUAAAAUAAAUAGUUGAAUUUCAGAUGGCACCUAUCAAAUACACAGUAAUAAAAACACAGUUCUACUAACUGUACUGUGCUUGCUGGGUACUAAAAAACAACACGUACCUUUCACUAUUUGAGUAACGUCACUUCCGAGUUUCCAGAAGAUGGCACUAGUAUGUGCUUUACCCUGGCGUCUCUCGCUGUCAGCUCUGUUCAUUCAUCUCCUCUCCCCCACCACCUGCGGGCUGUGUGUCAGGCCCGACCUGGAUUAGCUGCGCCCUUGGACGUGCUGGCCCCCGCCAGGUUCAGUCUUGUGAACGCAAAAUCUUUGACAAACAACGUUUAUCCUGAAGGAUUUCUUUACUUCCCGCGGGCGGCGGCAUUGACUUCCUCUGUGUGAUGGAAACAUGGCUGAGAGCCGGUGAGUCCGCCCCUCUUAAUGAACUUCUGCCUCAGGAGUGUUCCUACUUUAAUUCUCCGCGGUCAUCCGGUCAAAAAGGAGGAGGAUUAGCAGUCGAUUUUAAAAAUGACUUUAAAUGCCGUCAGAUCCGCCUGCAAUCCUCCUUUUCAAGCUUUGAACUGUGCAUGUUUGAGCUGGAGGGGGCGUGGCUUCCAGCUCCAGAUGAAUUUCGGGAGAAAAUUUCUUCCGGGACGUUUUCGGGAGAGGCGCUGAAUUUUGGGAGUCUCCCGGAAAAUCCGGGAGGGUUGGCAAGUUUGGCCUAAGUAUUGAUUAAAAACAAGGCAACGGUUUUGUUUAACAAGUGUAUGCAAUAUUUUCGGCCACUGUAAUAUUACACACAAAGUGAAGUAUUUCCUCUUUAAUGUCAUUUGUUAAUGAUUAUUUUUUUCUGAGGCUAAACUUAUAAAAAAUUAACGGUGUGACGAUGUUAUCCCCCCUAAAUAAGCAGUAAGCCCCAAAAUACAUAGUUAUUUGGUUCAAAACCCAGUGUUUCUCAAACAUUUUUCACCACGUAUUCCCGGAGAAAACCUUUUGGCUUUCCAAGUAUCACCAUAAUGACCAACAUUAAAGUACAGUAGGGUAGUAGGCCUAAGUAAUCAUUAAAAACAAGGCAAAGGUUUUGUUUAACAUGUGUAUGCAAUACACAAUGCACAAACAUUAACAGUGAUAAUCCAUAUGCAGUAAAUAUUUACAGACUAAUUUGGCGUACCACCGUUUGAGAAUCACUGAAUAGACUAAUCACAUUAGCUGUCUUACUUAAAGCAGUCCAGCCUCGGCAUUACCUAAAUAGAACCUUCCUAGGCAAACUAUUCUAACGGUUAUUAUUUCAUAUGCGUGUUUACAUAGCACCUAGAGUCGUAAUAUUUUUUAUUCCUACUAGAGACAUGUGAAUGUAUACAAGAUGCAAGAUAUUCAAAUAUAACAAUUGCACCUUUUUCUUUUUUGGAAGGCUUUUGUCGUUUUUGCUACACGGGCCAUAAACCCAGUCUAGACAACCCAAGACGGUGGCACCAACUGAUAGGUCUGAUUGUUGUAAAAAAACAAAUAUUUGAUUUUGAUUCUUGAGCUGAAGAUAGGUCUGAUUGUUGUAAAAAAACAAAUAUUUGAUUUUGAUUCUUGAGCUGAAAAUUACACAUCAAAGUGGCAAAGACUAUUAAAGUAAAGGGGUAAUUUUGACAAAAUUCAUCCAUUUCAGUGCAGGAAUUAAUUAUGCUGAGUGGAAAGCGUUACGGGCAGCACAGUGAAGGAGGGGUUAGUGCGUCUGCCUCACAAUACGAAGGUCCUGGGUUUGAUCCCGCACUUUUCUGUGUGGAGUUUGCAUGUCCUCCCCGUCACUGCGUGGGUUUUCUCCGGGUACUCCGGCUUCCUCCCACCUCCAAAUACAUGCACCUGGGGAUAGGUUAAUUGGCAACACUAAAUUCGCCAUAGAGUGUGAAUAUUGUCUGUCUGUGUUGGCCCUGUCAUGAGAUGGCGACUUGUCCAGGGUGUACACCGCCUUCUGCCCGAAUGCAGUCAGUCAAUCAAUCAAUCAAUGUUUAUUUAUAUAUGCCUGAAUCACAAGUGUCUCAAAGGGCUGCACAAGCCACAACAACAUCCGCGGUACAGAGCCCACAUAGGGGCAAGGAAAAAACUCACCCAAGUGGGAGUCGUUGACAAUGACUAUGAGAAACCUUGGAGAGGACCGCAUAUGUGGAGAGACCGAAAGCAAUGGAUGUCGAGCGGGUCUAACAUGAUAUUGUGAAAGUCCAGUCCAUAGUGGAUCUAACAUAACAGUGAGAAUGCAGCUGAGAUAGGCUCCAGGGACACCCCCCCCCCCCCCCAAAAAAGGGACAAGCGGUAGGAAAUGGAUGGAUGGGUAUUGAUAAGCACAAAAAUUUGUGAGGAAAAAGUCUAAUCCAAGCAGGUCCGCCCAUCUUCAGUUGAAUUGUCUGGAGUGACUUAACUGCGGACAAGUCUAGUGUAGUGAUUCCCAAACACAAAAGUACCGCCUCAGAAAACUAGGACCAGCAUCAAAAUACAGUAGCACAGUAGGCUUAAGUAUUCAUUAAAAAUAACAUUAUUUUGGCGUUGCCAACAGUCGUCUGAUUGUGACAACUUCCAUUGAAGGCUGAUAAACUUUAACAUCUCGAGUCAAGUCAUUACAAUAUUUAGUUACGUGAUUUUUUAUUUUUUUGGGGAACAUCUCGACUUUCACCCUCUCACCCACCUUUAUCAAAGUUCUGGCGCUCGCAACCGUCUUUGACCACACGCUGGCUCAGUUUGCAGCCGUACUCAAUUUAAUUUUUCUCUCUUUUUUUAAUUUUUUUAAAGCACAGACGUGGUGUUUUGAUUGAUUGAUUGAUUGAGACUUUUAUUAGUAGAUUGCACAGUUCAGUACAUAUUCCGUACAAUUGACCACUAAAUGGUAACACCCGAAUAAGUUUUUCAACUUGUUUAAGUCAGGGUCCACGUUAAUCAAUUCAUGUUAACGAAUGUAACGAGUGAUGAUGCCAUAAAGAUGCGACAGAGCAAUAUUUCAAACACUUUUCCCAAAUGUCAAAAUGUCACUUUCUUGUGCGCUUUCCAGACAGAAUCCCAAAAUUUGAACCUGAUAAAAUGUCAUCAACAUUUUUCAAGGGAUGACUUAAGUCAGGGGUCACCAACCUUUUUGAAACCAAGAACUACUUCUUGGGUACUGAUUAAUGCGAAGGGCCACCAGUUUGAUACACACUUAAAUAGAUUGCCAGAAAUAGCCAAUUUGCUCAAUUUACCUUUUAGUAAAUAAAUAUAUAUAUAUAUAUAUAAAAUGGGUAUUUCUGUCUGUCAUUCCGUCGUACAUUAUUGUUCCUUUUACGGUAGGUUUUUUUGUAGAGAAUAAAUGAUGAAAAAACACUUAAUUGAACGGUUUAAAAGAGGAGAAAACACGAAAAAAAAAAAAAAAAUUAAAUUUUGAAACAUAGUUUAUCUUCAAUUUCGACUCUUUAAAAUUCAAAAUUCAACCGAAAAAAAUGAAGAGAAAAACUAGCUAAUUGGAAUCUUUUGGAAAAAAUUUAAAAAAGAAUUUAUGGAACAUCAUUAAUUUUUCCUGAUUAAGAUUAAUUUUAGAAUUUUGAUGACAUGUUUUAAAUAGGUUAAAAUCCAAUCUGUACUUUGUUAGAAUAUAUAACAAAUUGGACCAAGUUAUAUUUCUAACAAAGACAAAUCAUUAUUUCUUCUAGAUUUUCCAUAACAAACAUUUUGAAAUAAAUUCAAAAGACUUUGAAAUAAGAUUUAAAUUUGAUUCAACAGAUUUUCUAGAUUUGCCAGAAUAAUUUUUUUGAAUAUUCUUCGUCGAAAAAACAGAAGUUAAAAUAAAGAAUUAAAUUGAAAUGUAUUUAUUAUUCUUUACAAUAAAACAAAUAAAUGUACUUGAACAUUGAUUUAAAUUGUCAGAAAAGAAGUGGAAGGGAUUUAAAAGGUAUAUGUGUUUAAAAAUCCCAAAAUCAUUUUUAAGGUUGUAUUUUUUCUCUAUAACUAAAAAGUAAAAAAAUAAAUGAAAAAGUAAAAAAAAAUAAAUGAAUUUAUUUAAACAAGUGAAGACCAAGUCUUUAAAAUAUUUUCUUGGAUUUUCUAAUUCUAUUUGAGUUUUGUUUCUCUUAGAAUUAAAAAUAUCGAGCAAAGCGAGACCAGCUUGCUAGUAAAUAAAUAACAUGUAAAAAAUAGAGGCAGCUCACUGGUAAGUGCUGCUAUUUGAGCGAUUUUUAGAACAGGCCUUACGGGCUACCUGGUGCCCGCGGGCACCGUGUUGGUGAUCCCCGACUUAAGUGAAAGAGAAAGCAACAGCAAUAUUAAGUGAAGUGAAUGACAAUGUUUAUUUUACACUCUCGUGCUACGAUAGCAAGAAGUGAAAGUUUGAAGCGAUACGUUCAUUACUACACAUUAGUUGUUGUAUCCACUCGUUAGAUAUAGCUGAAGGUUUUUUUAAUAGGCACAACUGUAGAUUCAUGCUCAUUUCUAUGAAAGUUGUAGGCCAACUAGUUUGAUUUGCAGUGGGAUCAACAUGGUUCAACUUACAGAAAAUUGAUGUCAUGCCAUUUUAAAGUGUGUAAAUGCAUUUUUGUGUGUGUAUACUAGUUGCUGUAUGCGUGAAAUGUGCAAGUUUUUCUAUGCCGGGUAAUAAAUCUGCCAACCACAAGCUCUUUACACGGCAUACACACACCAAGAAUGCGCUCUUUGACAUCAAUAAAGUUUGUGAAUUGCUCAAGGAUCAAAUGAAAUAUUUAUAAUUU